Molecule: messenger RNA, 2331 nt
Organism: Fonsecaea multimorphosa CBS 102226
Lineage: Eukaryota; Fungi; Ascomycota; Eurotiomycetes; Chaetothyriales; Herpotrichiellaceae
Exons: 2
Coding region: 1-2331 (776 amino acids)
Biological process (GO): carbohydrate metabolic process
Molecular function (GO): hydrolase activity, hydrolyzing O-glycosyl compounds; carbohydrate binding
Source: RefSeq, a predicted model, not a curated record
AUGAAGUUCACCGAGGGCAUGUGGCGGACGCGAUCCGGGGUAUCUUUCAACUGGAUGGGCAACGUGGAGCGGCUUCACGAUAACAACGACGACAACGCCGUCGACCUGCUGCUCACGAAACCACAGAAAAGCCGGGGCGACACGCUCAACGUCGGCACUGUCUCUGCUCGGAUUCGCACUCCGCUCGAAGGAGUCAUCGCCGCAAACUUCACGCAUUGGAGCGGCGAGGAGGAUCGAGGCCCCUAUUUCCCUCUGUUCGAGUCGUCGCCAACCCCGAAGAUUCACAAUAACCCAGGGCAAUCGCUGGACUACACGAGCGGACCGCUAGACUUGUCGAUCAACACGACCCCCAAUGAGCUGGCAUUCACGUACUCGUGCAACUCCAAGAGACUCACGGGCCACUCGUUUCGCUCCAUCGGCGUGGUGUCGUGCUCGGAUACCCCGGGGUACCGAAUCUCCGAGGGCAUGUACGCUCAGCAGGACAACUACAUGCUGCUGGAACUCGACCUCUCGGUGCACGAGAAGAUCUACGGGCUCGGGGAGCGGUUCGGCCCGUUUGUCAAGAACGGGCAGAGUAUCGACGUGUGGAACGAGGACGGCGGCACCAGCUCCGAGCUGUGCUACAAGAACAUCCCCUUCUACCUGUCCAGUCGCGGCUAUGGCGUCUUCAUCAACAACCCGGCCAAAGUCAUGCUGGAGAUCCAGUCGGAGCGCACCACUCGUGUCAACAUCGCCGUCAAGGGUGAGAGCCUCGAGUAUAUGGUCAUCGCAGGCCCGUCGCCCAAGGAGGUUCUGGACCGCUACACUGCCUUAACGGGCCGUCCGGGCUUGCCUCCCGCCUGGUCGUACGGGCUCUGGCUCACGACGUCGUUCACGACUUCGUACGACGAGCAGACAGUCACCUCGUUCCUCGAGGGCUUCAAGGAGCGGGAUAUCCCACUGAAAGUCUUUCAUUUUGACUGUUUCUGGAUGAAAUCCUUCCAAUGGUGCGACUUCCAGUUCGACGACGACAACUUCCCAGACGCAACGGGCUACCUGCGGCGCCUGAAGGAGCGCGGGAUGAAGGUCUGCGUGUGGAUCAACCCGUACAUUGCGCAGGCGUCACCCUUAUUCCUCGAGGGCAAGAAGAACGGCUACUUCGUCAUGCGCGCCGACACGCCGCGGCCGACCGUCUGGCAAUGGGACAACUGGCAAGCGGGCAUGGCCGUGGUGGACUUUACGAACCCGGCGGCGCGGGAGUGGUACGCGUCGCACCUGCGGCGGUUGAUGGACAUGGGAGUGGACAGCUUCAAGACGGACUUUGGCGAGCGGAUCCCGUACCUGCCGCACCAGGUGCGGUACCACGACGGCAGCGACAGCGUGAGGAUGCACAACUUCUACGCCUACCUAUACAACCGCGUCGUGUGGGAGGCCAUGUCUGGCAAAGGCAAGGCGCCGUGUCUGUUUGCGCGCUCGGCCACCGCCGGCGCGCAGCAGUUCCCCGUGCACUGGGGCGGCGACUGCGAGAGCACGUUCGAGGCCAUGGCCGAGACGCUGCGGGGUGGGCUGUCGCUGGCACUCUCGGGCUUUGGGCUCUGGGCCCACGACAUCGGCGGCUUCGAGGGUCUGCCAGACCCGGCCCUGUACAAGCGCUGGGUCCAGUUCGGGCUGUUGGGCAGCCACUCGCGCCUGCACGGCAGCUCGAGCUACCGCGUGCCGUGGAUCUACGACGGGGACAAAUACUCGGGCGAAGACGAGGCGUGCAGCCGCGUGCUAAAGGAUAGCGUCGAGCGCAAGCUGGCCCUGACACCGUACCUGCUGCUCACGGCGCUCGAGGCCCAUCUCCACGGAACGCCCGUCAUGCGCGCCAUGCUGCUCGAGUUCGGCGACGUCGACAACAACACGUGGACACUGGACACGCAGUACAUGCUCGGCAGCGAGCUGCUGGUCGCGCCGGUGUUCGACAAGAGCGGCGAAGUCACCUUUUACGUCCCCUUUUCGAGUCGCACAGAUCCCGGCGGCGCAUCACAAAAAGCCAAGUGGAGGAGUUUCUUCGACCACACCAAAACAUACGAAGAGGGAAGAUGGUAUACCGAGACCCAUGGAUUCGACACGUUGCCUCUCCUCGUCAGACCCGGGGGUGUUGUGCCGUUCAACCCGAGCUUGAAGGCGCCGGACGGAGACAUCAUCAAGGGUCUGCAGGUCCUGGUCAACGGGCCCCUGGAUGGCGAGAAAGUGGUCGAGCUCGUCGAAGCCGGCGAUGUGGCUAGGGUGGCCAAGACGUUUACCGUCGACGAAGGCUUGAUUGUUAAGGGGGUUCAAGGCAUCCAGGUUGUGGAUCUGGCUAAAUAA